AUGCCCAAGCGGUUGGUUUGGCGGGAGCAAGCCAACGUUACCGUUGGUGCCGUGGGUGCCGAUGUAUCUUUGAAGGAGUUGCACCAACGUGUCUCAGACAGGACUUUGCUCGAUGAUCCUCCAUGGCUUGCAGCGGCCUUCAACCCUGGGCAUGAGCGCUUCGUGCCGCAGAGGCAGAUCGCUUCACACUGCAUCACCUGCCAGCCCAAGUGUUCCAUGCGUGUGCGUGCAACAGCCGUCGCAGACAACAACUAUGUCCUCCACUACGCAGGGCAGCACAGCGCUGAUCCUUGCAGCAAAAAAUACGAGGCCCAAAUGCACGUAGCUCUACACGACGCAGGUUGUGCCACAGAAGCAGGCCGUAAGCGCAUCGCUGGGAAGUUCAAGCGGCUCAGGGCCCAUGCGCGGCAGCGGGAGAGGACACAGAGCUGCGCACAGAUCAGACGCUGGGCAGAUGAACGUUUGCAUCUUGUCGGCGGCCCUCAUGAGGCUGUGAUAUUCGGCCACUGCAUUGAUGCUGCGGGAGAAGGCAAGAGAUUCCGACUUGCUUUUGGAUGCGCAGGACAUCAGAAGGUCCUGGAGAAUUUGCCGCGCAGUGCACCGAUUUGUCUGGCUGCGGAUGGCACGUUCAAAGUUGUGUGGGGCCGAUACACGUGCUACAUUGGUGGACUUCUGCACUUGGUCACUUCACCUGGCAAAGUACGCGCUGGCCCGGGAGGCCGUGGUCAGGUCUUCCUCCCACGGGUGUCGUUCGCUCCGCUCUUUUAUUCCUUGCAAGAAUCUGAAGGGUCUUCUGCGUGCAUGCAGUCUGCUGACGUCUACUUGGAGUAUCUCGCGCAAGCCAAGCCAGCCCUGGCAGCGAAGCUCCGUACGUGCUGCAUGGUUGUCACCGAUUUUGCAGAAGCUCCACGACGAGGCCAG
Molecule: messenger RNA, 921 nt
Organism: Durusdinium trenchii
Lineage: Eukaryota; Dinophyceae; Suessiales; Symbiodiniaceae
Source: the annotation of a GenBank genome assembly